AUGACUUCAGUUUUAAAUUCGGAAGAUAAUGAUAUAGAAAACUCUAAUUCAAAUAAUCAAAAUCAAUCAACGCCACCCGUUUCUCCAACCUCAACUUCACCUUCUGUGUCCACGAGCAAUACUCUAUUAUUAUGUUCUUCAAAUAAUGACAACAAGAGGGAGACUAUCACACUUCCUUCUUCAUUUAAGUUUAUUAAAAAACAUGGAAAAAUUUGUAUUUAUGAUUCAGAAACAAAAAUUUCCAAACCUGAUCAGGUUAAUUACAAGAAUCAUAAAGACGAAAAAGACAUUGACAAUGGUGAAUUAGUAAUGGAAGAAAAUUAUCUUUUUUAUAUCAAACCACCAAAAAUUUCUAAACCGACUAUUAAAAUAUUUUAUAACGACGGCGACAACAACAACAAAAGGGACAGUAACAACAAGGGUGACAACAGUGAAUUAGCAACAAGCAUUUGGGUCGCAAAAACUGAUAAUCUAAAUAUUUGUAAUGAUAAUUAUCAUACUAAUCUUGUUCAUGAUUAUCAUAUAAAUCCAUGUGCAACUUGGCAUUUGAAUUCUAUUAGUAAUGAUAAAAUUAAAUCAAAAUUUGAUAAAGAUUUAGUCAUUAAACAUCAAAGCCAAGAAAAAAACAGCGAUGAACUUGAGGAUGAAGAAUUUGAUAAUAAUAAUGAAGUUAGGGUAGAAGAAGAUAUUUACUGUACAGUAGAAGACAUUGGCGAAAACAGCAAUAGUACAAUAUUUAAUGUUAAAUCUGAUACUUUGAAAGUCAAUUCCCAUUAUAUUAAAAAGUACUGUAAUAACUUUAACGAAAAUGAAUGUAUAACAUUUUUAUUAACAACAGGAUUGAUUGCUAAAAAUUCAUUCCACAAAUUAAUGCAAGAAAAAAAGGAAAGUGAAGCAACCAGAAAAGAACAUGAGCAGGAUCUUCAAUAUGGUAUGGGAAUAUGGGACGGGAGAUUGGAAUAUAAAAAUCAAUUGGUUAAAAUAUAUGGAUAA
Messenger RNA from Entrophospora candida, 993 nucleotides. Lineage: Eukaryota; Fungi; Glomeromycota; Glomeromycetes; Entrophosporales; Entrophosporaceae. The record is from the annotation of a GenBank genome assembly.